AUGAAGUAUACAGAAAAAGCUAAGGUAAAAAUAUUGCCUAAACCAGCACCAAUGGCUCAUUCUCCACAAACACCAUCUCCAUUGGUUUCAGUGUCACCUCGUUACGCGAAUACCCCCAUAUUACCCGCACCAAAACGUUCCAAGUCUGCCGCUUCUGUCUCGUCAACAAAACCUUCGACUCCCAACGCUGGCCCCGAGUUGAAAAAACAAAGGAAGUCAACUAGUAGUGCGUCACCCCGCGAGCGCCCCACCAAAUCCACCAGAUCGACCGAUAACUCACCAAAAGACACGACAACAACAACCUCAUCAUCAUCACAAAAACAAUCGAAGCAAACAGGACAUAGACCAGUCACCUCGUGCACAUUUUGUCGUCAACACAAGAUCAAAUGCAAUGCUCUGGAUAAUUACCCACAACCAUGUCAAAGAUGUGAACGCAUGGGAUUGAAAUGUGACAUUGACCCUGAAUUUAGACCCAAGAAGGGAUCACAGAUCCAAUCAUUGAAACUGGAUGUUGAUGAAUUAAAGGCUAAAAUCGAUCUUUUAACCAAGAACGAGUCGCUUUUGACCCAGGCUUUAAGUCAACAUAAUAUGGGGUUUCUCAAUCAAACAUCUUCACCUCAUGUCCAACCGCAACAUCUGCCACCACAUCAAGCAUACGCACAUUCGCAUUCGCACUCACAAUCACAAUCACAAACAAAUACUCCUAUACACGCACACCCACAACCACAACGGAGCAACCUGUAUCCAUCAAAUGCAGUAAUUAGUCCCAUGGUACUACCAUCAUCUUCAACCUAUGCCAAUAGUCCAAAUAUGUCACCCAUUCCAUCAGUCACCAAAAUCCAACAAAGCCCUCCAUUAAUGCACGAUAAUUCAGACAAUUCACCUUCCACAAUGAGUAUUUUUGACAUAAAGGAGGAAAACUAUCAGCCAAUAUCAGAAUUCGUUUUGGGCGAUGUCAAUUUACCCUUGGCAAAAGCCAAUGAAUUGCAUCACCGAUUCAUGACGAGAAACUUGAAAUAUUUUCCAAUUAUCCACUCACGCUCAGCUACUGAACUAUAUCAUAAAUCAAACUUGUUAUUCUGGGUUGUUAUAUUGACGGCAAGUUUAGGGGAGCCAGAACCAACUUUAUACAUGUCAUUAGCGUCAUUAAUCAAGCAAUUGGCGAUAGAGACAUGCUGGAUUAAAACUCCACGCUCGACUCAUGUUAUUCAAGCAUUGAUUAUCUUGUCGAUAUGGCCAUUACCAAAUGAAAAAGUGCUCGAUGAUUGCUCUUAUCGAUUUGUUGGAUUGGCCAAAAAUUUGUCUUUACAAUUGGGAUUACAUCGAGGUGGAGAAUUUAUCCAAGAAUUUAGUCGCAAUCAAGUGAGUCUAGGUCCUGAUGCUGAAAAGUGGAGAACAAGAUCAUGGUUGGCUUUAUUUUUUUGUGAACAGUUUUGGUCAUCGUUGUUGGGAUUACCACCAAGUAUAAAUACUACUGAUUACCUAUUGGAAAACGCCCGAGUUGACCAAUCGUUGCCCAAGGAGUUUCGAUGCUUAAUUUCAUUGUCUAUUUUCCAAUGCAAAUUGGUUAAUGUCAUGGGGAUUAGUGUUACUAGACCCGAUGGGUUAUUGGAACCGCUGAAUCGUGCCGGAUCACUAAACUUAUUGGAUAGGGAAUUGGAGCGAUUGAGGUUCAAAUUGCAAAUUGAAGAAGGAUCACCUAUUGAAGUUUACUACCUUUACAUCAAGUUGAUGAUUUGUUGCUUUGCGUUUUUACCAGGCACUCCAAUUGAAGAUCAAGUUAAAUAUGUCAGUUCAGCAUACUUGUCAGCAACUCGUAUCAUCACCAUUGUAUCGAAAAUGAAUCAAGAAACCAGCUUAAUUGAGUUACCGAUAUAUAUCAGACAAGCAGUUUCAUACUCAGUUUUGCUUCUUUUCAAAUUACAUUUAUCAAAAUAUUUAUUUGAUAAAUAUGUUGAUUCUGCAAGACAAUCAAUUGUCACUGUACAUCGAAUGUUUAGAAACACAUUAAGUUCAUGGCAAGAUUUACAAAAUGACAUGUCAAGAACCGCCAAAGUUUUGGAGAAUCUCAAUAUAGUGUUGUAUACGUAUCCAGAUAUCUUCCUUCAGGAGGAUAAGGAUGAAGGGUCGAGUAUUAUCACCCGCAUGAGAUCCCAUUUGACAGCGUCGUUGUUUUAUGAUUUAGUUUGGUGUGUUCACGAAGGUAAACGAAGAACAGCUUUGGAUAAAGGCAAACCACCAACGAAGAAAAUCGAACCUCAUGAUAAAAAGUUACUUCCAUUGCCAUUUUAUAAUCAAAUAACAAAGGACGAUUUUACCACUAUAACAACAACUACACCCAAUGGUACCACCAUCACCACUUUGGUCCCUACUGAUCAAGCGAUGAAUCAAGCCAAGCUGAAUGCAGGUGACAACAAGCCAUUGGAAAUCAAUGGUAUUCCAUUAUCAAUGUUGGAAGCAACUGGGUCCACUAGAGAAAUAAUGAAUGUCCAGGAUCAAGAACCAACAGUUGUGAAAACCGAGUCACCAAUCCCAGGACAACAUCCGCAACACCCACAACACCCACUGCAUCAACAACAACAACUGCAUCCACUGCAUUUGCAACUACAACAAGCCACCCCUAUUCUUGAAUCCAGUGCACCAACUAAUCAGCAACCACCUCAACUUAGAUCACAACAAUUGCCACAUCAACAGCAACAAGCGCAACCACAACCUCCAUUCCCAUUCGGUCAAUCGCCACCACCACAGAGUUACUUGCCCACAAUCGAAGAAGUCAAUGUGAAUGAGCAAUAUCCAGUUUUCAACAGUGAUCAACAGCAAGGACAAACAGGAGCUAGCGCCCCGGGCACAAUCGGUACAGGCGCUUCUGGUGGGUCUGGUUCUUUUGUUUCCCAAAUUGAUUCUUUUUUCCAACAACAGUCGAAUGGAUGGAUGGAUAACCAGGAUGAUGAUUUCUUGGGAUGGUUUGAUGUAAACAUGUUGCCUGAUCAGUAG
Lodderomyces parapsilosis is the source of this 2994-nucleotide messenger RNA. RefSeq names its product Sef1p (gene SEF1). The record is from RefSeq and is a predicted model, not a curated record. Gene Ontology annotation, molecular function: transcription cis-regulatory region binding; DNA-binding transcription factor activity, RNA polymerase II-specific; zinc ion binding. NCBI's taxonomy places the organism in Eukaryota, Fungi, Ascomycota, Pichiomycetes, Serinales, Debaryomycetaceae. Gene Ontology annotation, biological process: DNA-templated transcription; regulation of DNA-templated transcription. The transcript has a single exon. The coding region runs from base 1 to 2994 and encodes 997 amino acids. Gene Ontology annotation, cellular component: nucleus.